AUGCUGCCCUGCCGCAUCCUGCCGCUCUCUCCCUGGCUACCCUCCCAGCAGGGCGACGCCGCGCCUAGCUCCAUCACAGAGUACGAGCAGCUGGUGCUGUCCACGCCCAACUCUUCCUACGUCUGGAUCCAGUACUUUGCCUUCCUGAUAUCGCUGGGCGAGCUGGACAAGGCGCGCGCGCUGGCAGACCGCGCCCUGCAGACCAUCUCCUACAGGGAGGAGGGCGAGAAGUUCAACGUAUGGGUGGCGUACCUUAAUAUGGAGAACCUGUACGGCAGCGAGGACGCCAGCCUGGCGCUGCUGAGCCGCGCGCUGGCGCACACCGACGCCCGCCGCAUGUACCUGGCCGCCGUGGACAUUUUUGAGCGCACGCACAAGGAGGGGCUGGUGGAGCAGUGCCUUAAGGCCAUGACCCGCAAGUUCAGCGACAGCGCAGAGGUCUGGCUGCGCGCCGUGCGGUACCGUCUGGCCAGCGGGGACGCCGAGGGGGCACGCAAGACGCUUGACCGCAGCCUGCAGAGCCUGCCCCAGUUUGAGCACAUCCGCAUGAUCUCUCAGACGGGGCUGCUGGAGUUCAAGAUAGGCGAUGCGGAGCGCGGGCGCAGCAUCUUUGAGGGCGUGCUGCGCAACUACCCCAAGCGCCUCGACCUGUGGAGCGUGUACCUGGACCAAGAGGUGGCGGCGGGCGACCCGCAGCGCAUACGGGCGCUGUUCGAGCGGGCAACUCACCUGCAGCUGCCGCCCAAGAAGAUGAAGUUCCUGUUCAAGCGGUACCUGGAUUACGAGAAGGCACACGGUACCGCGGCGGGCGUGGAGCACGUCAAGAAGCGGGCGCUCGAGUAUGUGGAGGCGCAGGCGGCGGCGUGA
Messenger RNA from Chlorella variabilis, 867 nucleotides. RefSeq lists its product as hypothetical. Gene Ontology annotation, molecular function: RNA binding; protein binding. Lineage: Eukaryota; Viridiplantae; Chlorophyta; Trebouxiophyceae; Chlorellales; Chlorellaceae. The coding region runs from base 1 to 867 and encodes 288 amino acids. The record is from RefSeq and is a predicted model, not a curated record. The transcript is spliced from 5 exons. Gene Ontology annotation, biological process: rRNA processing. Gene Ontology annotation, cellular component: nucleolus; nucleus; small-subunit processome.